AUCUACGUAACUUCUAAGUCCUUCCCUCUCCUCUGAUCUUCCAUCAAAUCCAUGGCCACACCCCUUAUCAUACUUGUCCCUUUGAUUUUUGGCUCCUCUUUUACAUCGUCAACAUCAGACAGCCUAAGUGAAGGCUCAUCAUUGUCAGUAGAGACAAUGGAUGAUGUUUUGACUUCCCCAAGUGGCACUUUCACAGCUGGAUUUUACUCCAUCGGCCAGAAUGCUUAUUGCUUUGCUAUCUGGUUCAGUAAACCAUUCUGCACCGAUUGUCCGGUCGUUUGGAUGGCAAAUCGUGACCAACCGGUAAAUGGCAGAGGCUCAAAGCUCUCCCUUAUCCAAUCUGGUAAUCUUGUUCUUUCAGAUGCUGGGUAUUUAAUUGUUUGGUCCUCUAAUACUGUCUCUGCGUCUUCUACAAGUUUAAAACUGGAUGACAAUGGCAAUCUCAUCCUAGGAAACUCUGAUGGUCAUGUUCUGUGGCAAAGCUUUGAUGCACCAACAGACACCCUUCUUCCUCUCCAACUGCUUACCAAGAUCACGAAGCUUGUCUCAUCAAGAAGCCAGACCAACUUCUCUUCAGGUUUCUUCAAGCUUUAUUUUGACACUGAUAAUGUCCUCCGGCUUCUGUAUGAAGAUCCUGAGGUCUCAAGCGUAUAUUGGCCAGAGCCAUAUCUCCUAAGCUGGGAAGCUGGCAGAUCCACGUACAACAACAGUAGGAUUGCAGUAUUAGACGCCUUGGGCAAUUUCAGUUCAACUGAUGAUUUCACCUUCUUGUCUGCUGAUUAUGGUCUGAAGCUCCAGAGAAGAUUGAAGAUUGAUUUUGAUGGUAAUCUUAGAUUGUACAGUCGAGCAGAGGGAGAAGAAAAUUGGCUUGUUUCAUGGGAAGCAAUGUCUGAUCCUUGCAUGAUCCAUGGAAGUUGUGGACCGAACAGUUUAUGCAGCUAUGUUCCUGCUUCUGGUAGGAAAUGCUCUUGCAUUCCAGGAUAUAAGAUGAAGGAUAACACAGAUCGGUCCCUUGGUUGUGAGCCGGAAUUCAAUCUUUCUUGUAACCAAAGUGAGGCUGGUUUCAUGAAACUCACUCAUGUUGAAUUCUAUGGAUAUGACUACGGAUUCUAUCAGAAUUAUACCCUAGACAUGUGUAAGAACUUGUGCUUGCAGAUAUGCGAUUGCAAAGGGUUCCAAUUCAAAUUCAUUACGGCCCACGGGCCUAGCGGAAUAUAUUGUUAUCCCAAGACGCAGCUACUAAAUGGGCACAGGUCGGUGAAUUUCAAUGGAGAUAUUUACUUGAAGCUGCCUAAGGUCAGUCUAGAUUACCACAGUAAUCCUGUUCCAGAUUACAAGUUAGAAUGCUCCACUCAGGUUGUUGAGCAGCUAGAAAGAAUGUACCCGAAUAGCAAUGAAAAUCCCUCUCUAAGGUUUGUCAUUUGGGCUGCCUGUGCAAUAGGAGGAAUCGAGCUUUUUAGCAUUUUGUUUGUGUGGUGUUUCUUGAUCAGAGCUCAUGACAAUUCAGCUGCAGCGCAUAAUUACAUGCUUGCUGCUUCUGGCUUCAGAAAAUUCACCUAUUCUGAGCUGAAAAAGGCGACGAAUGGUUUCAAGGAAGAGAUUGGAGGUGGUGCCGAAGGAAUUGUGUAUAAAGGCAUAUUAUCUGAUCGUAGAGUUGCAGCAAUCAAGCGACUCAUUGAUGCUAACCAAGGAGAAGCUGAAUUCCUAGCAGAAGUAAGCACCAUUGGAAAGCUUAAUCACAUGAACUUGAUAGACAUUUGGGGUUAUUGUGCAGAGGGAAAACACUGGCUCUUGGUUUACGAGUACAUGGAAAAUGGGUCUUUAGCCAAGAAUCUCUCUUCUAAAACACUGGAUUGGAAAAAGAGAUUCAAUAUUGCUGUUGGAACAGCUAAAGGCCUAGCUUAUUUACACGAAGAAUGUUUGGAAUGGGUUCUCCACUGUGACAUAAAGCCUCAGAAUAUACUCCUAGACUCCAAUUUCCAGCCAAAAGUUUCAGAUUUUGGAAUGUCUCGACUACUCAAGAGAGGUCACCUUAAGAAUUUAGGAUUCUCAAGGAUGCGUGGAACUAGAGGCUACAUGGCUCCUGAGUGGGUGCACAGUCAUCCCAUCUCCUCAAAGGUUGAUGUUUAUAGUUUUGGGAUUGUUCUGCUGGAGAUGAUAACCGGAAGGAACCCAGCAAUGGGUGUCGAGGAAACAGAUUAUGCAUCAGAAAAAGGGCAAAGAACAUUGGUUACAUGGGUGAGAGAACAGAUGAAAGGAAAUGAAGAGGGGUCAAGGUGGAUGAGGGAGAUAAUAGACCCCAUUUUGGAUGGGAAAUACGAUCCUGAUGAGAUGUUGAUCAUGAUCAGAGUAGCUCUGCAAUGUGUACAGGAAGACAAAGACGCAAGACCCACCAUGGGUCAAGUAAUUCAGAUGCUCCUCCACGAUUGAGGAAACAAUUAUCAGCAAGGGCUUUGCCAACUGCUAAAUGGUAUGUUUUCUUAGGAAGUCACAGUAAAUUUUAAACGCAAGAGGCGGGAUCAGUCUGAUUACUGAUGCUGGUCAAUCAAAUAACUCGUUGCUG
Messenger RNA from Rubroshorea leprosula, 2563 nucleotides. Lineage: Eukaryota; Viridiplantae; Streptophyta; Magnoliopsida; Malvales; Dipterocarpaceae. The record is from the annotation of a GenBank genome assembly.